Dovyalis caffra is the source of this 990-nucleotide messenger RNA. The record is from the annotation of a GenBank genome assembly. NCBI's taxonomy places the organism in Eukaryota, Viridiplantae, Streptophyta, Magnoliopsida, Malpighiales, Salicaceae.
AUGGAGAUCCCAGUGAUCAAUAGAAUAAGCGAUUUCGAGACAGGCAUAACCUCUCUGCAAAACCCAACUUAUCUUUCCCAGAUUGUUGCGCUAUCCGGAGUAGAAAAAAUUCACCAAGCAUACAGGUUUUGGAAAUGGGGCGCUCUCAUUCUUGCCCUAGUCGCCUCUUUCACAACCAUAAUUAACAGAAUCAAGAUUCUCAUCAUCCGAUUCAAAAACCACCCCUUCAUCUCUUCAUCAUCUCUUAUUGCCAAUCAAGAAGAUUAUGAUGACGAAAGUGAAACAGACUUAUCUUGCUCGUCAUCAAUAUCCUUAUCAGACGACGAACAGGAAGAAGAGUCCCCAUCAACUUCACGAAGCUGGUGGUCUAUUAAUGAUCAUGAUCAAGAUUUCUGUGUUAGAGGUUCUGGGAAUUGUUACAUUGAUGACCAAUGGCAAAACGGUAAUUUUAGGCUCCGGAGACGACUAAACAGCAGCAUUGGAGACUUUUUUUCGUUGUCUGAUUUCACAAAUGGGAAAAACGUGGUAAAGCUCUGGGAUAAUUUGGGGUUAGGCCUUGGAUUAAACCUUAACAAUAGCAGCGAUUCAAGGAGUGCAGCCGUUUCUUUUUAUGAUAUUAAUGAGGAGCAGAAUAUAUGUUCCAUUCUUGGAAGCAAAAGUGAUAAUUUCGCCGCUGUUUCCGCGUCUCCUUCGGUGGUUGUCUCGGCCGAGACAAAUUUAUCAGGUCAUUCAUCAUUAAGUUUAUGGGACACCCGUGUUGGAUUCCGGAUGCCGGAGAUUUUUGCAGAGUUGAGGCCUAUGUUGGGGAAGAUAGUCGGGGUCAGUGGCGUAGAGAAAGUUUAUGUCAGAGAUGAUGUCGCUGGUAAGUUAACGGUGGGUGAUAUGAGAAAAGUCAGUUCGCCGUUAGUCAAUGUGACGGAGUCUGAUGUAGAUACUUGGUGGGAUGCUGAUGCCGUUAUUGUUGACGAUGAAUGUGAAAAGUCAGUUUGA